UAUCUAUCCUCUGUCUCUAACUCUCAUUAAUUCUCUUCUUCAGUUGUUUCUUUAUUUUCCUGAUUUGAUCUCGUCGGAUUGGGAAAGUGAAUCCCAGGAAACACCUUGGAGAUGUCUUAUAAAAUUGCCCAGAUUCUUCUUCUGAGUUCACAUCCUGAGGUUUAUGAACCCUGCGAUGAUUCAUUCGCAUUAGUCGAUGCACUUUUGUCGGAUCGAAAGCACUUGAUGGAACAUAAACCGGUAUUGUGCAUGGAAAUGGGUUGUGGAAGUGGUUAUGUUAUUACUUCUUUGAUGCUUAUGCUUGGGGAUGAAGCUAACGGGGCUCAGUUUAUUGCCACUGAUAUCAAUCCUCAUGCUAUCACAGUAACUCGGGAAACAAUGGAAGCGCAUGGAGUUCAUGCGGAUUUGAUAAAUACCGACAUUGCGUCAGGGUUAGAGAGUCGUUUGGCUGGCUCAAUCGAUCUUCUUGUUGUUAAUCCACCUUAUGUGCCAACGCCUGAAGAUGAAGUGGGUCGUGAAGGGAUUACCUCAGCUUGGGCAGGAGGAGAGAAUGGUCGAAGUGUGAUUGAUAAGAUUUUGCCUGUUGCGGACAAACUUUUGUCGGAACGGGGUUGGUUGUACAUGGUUACUCUUACAACAAAUAACCCGUCGCAGAUAUGCCGACAGAUGAUGAAGAAGGGUUAUGCUUCGAGAAUUUUUGUCCAACGAUCAACGGAGGAAGAGAGUUUACAUAUCAUAAAGUUCUGGAGGGAUAUUGAUAUGGAGGCGGAUGCAAACAAUGGUGUUACAAACAGAAAAGCUGCUCCUCCGGGCAUCGUGGACUCUGUCCGUUCGCAGAUCCAACGAUUGUCGUUCUGGGGAGGUAGUGACAUUAACAACGGCACCAUUUAAAUCUAUGAAAUCGAAGAGAAGUUUUUAACAGUCUAUUUUUUUAUCUGUCGUCUUCCUGGAAACGAUAUUUGAUAGUUUAAGCUGUUGAACUUAACU
Hibiscus syriacus is the source of this 987-nucleotide messenger RNA. Its product is annotated as methyltransferase N6AMT1-like. Bases 112 to 891 code for a protein of 259 amino acids. Lineage: Eukaryota; Viridiplantae; Streptophyta; Magnoliopsida; Malvales; Malvaceae. Gene Ontology annotation, cellular component: eRF1 methyltransferase complex. Gene Ontology annotation, biological process: methylation. Gene Ontology annotation, molecular function: S-adenosylmethionine-dependent methyltransferase activity; protein methyltransferase activity; nucleic acid binding. The transcript has 2 exons. The record is from RefSeq and is a predicted model, not a curated record.